This is a messenger RNA of Temnothorax curvispinosus, 885 nucleotides long. RefSeq lists its product as uncharacterized. The coding region runs from base 1 to 885 and encodes 294 amino acids. NCBI's taxonomy places the organism in Eukaryota, Metazoa, Arthropoda, Insecta, Hymenoptera, Formicidae. The transcript has a single exon. The record is from RefSeq and is a predicted model, not a curated record.
AUGGCAGAUAGAGUUUUUAAGAAUUACUGCAGUAUUAAGAGGCAACAUACAAAAAUGAAAAUAGAUCUUAAAAGACUUCAAGAUUUCCAUCAUCGCAGCCAUGAAUUAUUAACCGGCAGAUUGCGUCAAGACCAAUUGAAGGCUAUAUGUGCAAAAACUACAAAAGGAAGAAAGUGGAGCACUCCAACUAUUACUGACGGACUAAUAUACAAAAUGAAAUGGGGCACGCAAGGCUACUCAGAUUUCGUCAGAAAGUUUCCAAUUUUUCCUUCAGUCAGAAAACUUCAGCAAGCUGUUGAACACAUGAAGUUUGAGUCAGGCAUUCUGGAAGAAGUAUUUGAUGUAGUUAAGUGUCAAGUUCCAUAUAUGGCACUUUGUGAGAAGCAUUGCAUGGUAGUAUUCGAUGAAAUGGCUAUUAAGCCCGGUGAAAUGUAUGACUCUUCCAGUAAAAGGAUCAUUGGCUUAUGUACGUUUCCUGGGCACACUGGCCUGGCAAAGAAAGCAUUAAUCAUUGCAUUAGCAGGAAUCACCACUCGGUGGAAGUAUGCCGUGGCAUAUUAUUUCACAAACAAGAUUGAUUCCGAAUCAAAUCAAACAGACUGUAAUGUUACAGGAAAUGCAUUAAAAGACAUCAUCAGUAAGGUUAUUGUAAGAGCUGAGAAUAUUGGCCUGAAAGUUGCCUCUGUGACUUCAGACAUGGGGCCUGACAAUCUAUCUUUGUGGAGGGCUUGGAAUGUUGGACGCUAUGAAAACGGUAAAGUGAGAUGCACCGUCCCUCACCCAGCACGACCACAAGACAAAUUAUGCAUCAUGCCUGAUCCUGUGCAUUUAUUCAAAAACAUCCGUUCCAUGUUGGAGAGUCAGAAAGUGAUUUGUUUGCCUUAA